AUGAGAAAGGGCGUCCAAAAAGUCAAGAAGUUGGCAUCUCUUGUGAGCAAGAAGGAUGGGAAAGCUUCAGGAUCAGGACUUCGCCGGCCAGCUAGUCCUCCACGACCCGAGGUGCAGCCACGUCAGAGAGGUAGACGGCCAGUUAGUCCUCGAGCUGCGCCGCUGCGACGCCCGAGGAGUAGACGGCUAGCAACUCACCCACCCGAGGAGCAGCAAGUGGAGGAGGAGCACCCGAGGGAGGAGGAGGUGCACUCGAGGCAGGAGGAGGAGGUGCCCGAGGAUCUGAUGCACCCGGUCUUUUUCGUACGGCCCACGAUGUGCUAUCGUCAGGAGGUGGACUCGAGGCAGUGGGACCCGCCGGAGGAGGGCGAGGAGUUUGUUGAUCCUGAUGAGGAGUUGCGCAAGAUAUUGCCAGGGUCACGUCCUGUCUAUUGUCGUGGGAUUUCGUCCCUCCCCGAUUUGGACGACUGGCUCAACACUGCUGGUAAGAUCGUGCUCAUAGCAACAGGUGAAAGGACAUUCGAGUAUAAGGAUGACGUCAAGCCGCCACGCGUCUACUCGAGCAUUCUUGGAUGCCUCGUAAGGAAGCACUUCCCUGGGUUUAUACCUGUGUCUAAAAUCCUUGGUAGCCAGUGUGUAGCUUGGACAUGGAAGCACUACAUGUACGCAAAGGAUCCGGAAGGCGAGUUCGAUAAUGCCCAGCAGAGAGUUCUCGACGAUUUCUGGAAAUACUUUGCACCAGACCCGGAGCACCGUCUUCUUUGCUACUCUGUGGCUAACGCCGUUGCGACGAAGCAAGUCCGAGACAUGCACUACGAGGGUCGUGUGUGGUGCGUUCGCAACUGGUACGCUGAGAUGCGCAAGAUCCGCAUAACUAAGAAAAAAGCCCGUCAGAUUACCAUGGAGCCGUGGCAGUAUCUGCAGGUGCCACCUCAGUACGUAGGAUUGGCCAACAAAGAAGUCUUCGAGUCGAUGGUACGGUAUUGGACAAGUAAAGAGUUCAAGAAGAAACAUGACAAUGGUGUGAAACGGAAAGCAGAGAUGGGCCAUCGUGGAUGCCACCGCCAAGGCAGCCUCUCCCUCGCCGGUCAUAUUCAAAAGGAGAGAAGGGAGACAAAGGUGGAGCCUAGCUUUUUUACAGUUUGGAAGAGGACACGCACCCUCGACGAGCCGGACCCCGACCGUAAGGGGUCGAUGUGGGUGAGUGAUGGAUCUGAGCUCCGGCAUACGGAGUACUGCAAGAAGUUGGGGGAGAUGCAUGGCACAGACGUGGACCCCCUCGGUGUCCCCUUUGACCCUGAGGUUGCCGUGCUAGCGGGACAGGGCAAGAGGAAUGGUCGCUUAUGGAUUGGUGACGGUUGCAUCCAUCCUGCGACCAUUCCAUCUAUCCGCCAGCUCCGUCGUGGCAGGGACGAGCUCCGAUCCUCAAAUAGAGACCCGUCCCACGCCUUCGAGUGUAGCUAUGCAAAGAAUCCAGGUAUGUCCUUCAUCCUUGGUCAUCUACAUUUCAUUACAAGUUUUCCAUUGUAA
Molecule: messenger RNA, 1530 nt
Organism: Lolium rigidum
Lineage: Eukaryota; Viridiplantae; Streptophyta; Magnoliopsida; Poales; Poaceae
Exons: 6
Coding region: 1-1530 (509 amino acids)
Biological process (GO): transposition
Source: RefSeq, a predicted model, not a curated record